AUGGUUCAAGUAUUCACAUUUCAGCUUCCCAUUGACUCAAUGGACAGCGAAAACCUCCAAACUUUAAAAUCUACUUUGGAUAUCCCCAUGGAUAUCGAGUACCUUGAGAAGUUCUUCACCCACUACUUUCAAUCAACCUCUAGUCCUCAAGCUAGAACCCUUUUCCAGUCGAAAGUCGAUGCCAAAAUGGCUGAACUUGUUACGAAACCUGCUUCGUCGACUGAUAUUGCCCCCGCUACAUCCACUGAGACGGUUGUGAGCGACGUAUCUCUUGUCUCAGCUUCCAGCUCUUCUGGAACCGACCUUCUGGCUCUUAAGGAACCUGUUUCUUGUUCUCCUGCUUUGACGAAGGUUAAGAAAGCUUCAAUUUUACAGAAAAAGGCUUGUUCUCUUCCAAAAUGGUCAGAUACCUUCUCCAAGAAGCAAAUAAAACGCCUUUCGACCUUCAAGCCCUCUCGUCCAGCUCCAAAGCUUAUUAUCCAUGAUGGUAAGCUUCCAAAGAAGCACUUUUAUGCUCACAAGGCAGUCAAUGGUCUUCAGACUCCACUGAAGAUGGCUGUUCCAUCAGUCCAAAAGAUCGAGGCUUCUGGUAAGCUCCAUAAGUCCAAUUUGCAGCCUGGUCUGUACCACCACUUCAAGAAGCUUCUCAAGUUUCAACCCUUUUACGACCAGUAUCAGGACGACGGGCUUCUGGCCCAAAAUGCAGAGAAGUCUUACGUUUUACCUGGUAAACCAUUUACUGCUCCAAGAACAAAGUUAAGGGAGGAGUCUUCCACUACUAAGGUUUCUAUUGAAACCAAUAAGUCUUCCCAGAUUAAAACCUUGUCGUCUGAGUCUUCAAAAGCUCUUGCUUCCAUUCCGGCUGUUCCAAAAGAACCUGUUCCUUCUAAGGCUCCCAAGGUUUCUGCUUGGGACAUGAAGGUCGACUACAAGCAGUGGAUACUGUCUUCCAAUGGUGUAAAGGAUGAAGUUAAGAAAGCCACUAAGACUUCUAAGACUUCCAAGGCCACUAAAGCUUCCAAGAACUCCAAGCCUUCUAAUGCUUCCAAGGCUCCUAAGACUUCCAAGGCUUCCAAGUCUCCAAAGGCUUCUAAGACUCCUAAGUCUUCCAAUGUUUCUGAGCCUCCUAAGUCUCCUAGGUCUCCUGAGACUCCUAAGUCUCCCAAUGCUCCUAAGUCUUCCAAGUCUUCCACUGAUUCCAAGGCUUCCUGGGCUUCUGUUCUUUCACAGCCGCCAGCAACCAAGAAGCAAAAGACCAAGUCUCAGUCUGAAAAAAGGUUCCAUCCUGGCAAGUACCUUCUGAAGUUCAAGAAUUACUUUCACAAGUCUGCUUCUCCUGUUGAACAACCAGAGAAUGGCAUUUCCCACGUUUCUCCAAUUGAAGAACCUUCUGAGCACCUUCCAGUUAUUACUGAUGAACAAGUUGUCGUUGAUCCUCCAAACAACUUACAGGUGAGUACUUUCUCGUACUACCACCACUUCAAUAAGCUUUCAAAGCUUCUCGAGUACCAUCAGACAUACCACCAGUAUGCUCCUCAAGUGUCUACAGCCGUCAAGGCCUGUCACACUCCAGUAACUGAAACUCUUCCAGUUACACUUCAUGGAGCUUCCAUCAGCUUUAAUUCACCCAGGACUGUCAAAGUUCCUGAUCAAAAAGAACUAAAGCUUCUUGAACGGACCAAAAUCAAGGAAGCUGCUCCUUCUCUGGACGAAACCUCCUCCAAUUCGUCUUCCUGUCUUUCAGAAACCAACAUUCAUUCCGUGGCUUCUCUGUCUCCAGAUGCCGAUUCCCCCAAGGCUUCCAAGGAAAAGACCACUAGUAUUAAAGCCCCAGUGGCUUCUUCAGUUCUGAAAGACGAGGUAUCACCAAUUGCCUCGAAGAGUUCUCAUCCUAUGCCUUCCAAGGCUAAAUUAAGAAGGAAGAGAAAGACAGCUUUGAAGAAGUGUGCCAAAUAUGAUGCUCCCGUUGUCUUCAGACCAUUUGCAGUGUCUGAAAGAUGA
Molecule: messenger RNA, 2001 nt
Organism: Candidozyma haemuli
Lineage: Eukaryota; Fungi; Ascomycota; Pichiomycetes; Serinales; Metschnikowiaceae
Exons: 1
Coding region: 1-2001 (666 amino acids)
Source: RefSeq, a predicted model, not a curated record